UCAUUAUCUGCAACUUUUAGUGUGGAUUUAUUUUGAUUCUUCAACAUCAUGAAACAACAUUUAGUGGAAUUCCUACAGUAAAACAAAUAUACUGUACACAUUUGCUCGUACUAUGUUUUUAUGGGAUGAUACAUUUAUGAAACCGCUGUAUCGCUAAAUCUCAAAACGCUAUAGGCCUACGUGCCAAAACAUCUGUGUCAAACCUAGCAUCCCCAUGGCUUCAAAAUUCCGUGGACUCGAAUCGACCAGGCUUACACAUUCCUCAUAAAUGCUGUCUUAAUAAACAUCUCUGCAAUGGAGUUUAUAUAGAAAUCUGUAUAAAAACCCCUGAAUAAAAUAUAAUGAGAAAGUAAUUAGAAGAAGCUCUUGGUACACACAUCCAUGUAUCCGAUAAUAAUAAUAAUAGGAAAUAAAGACUUGAUUCACAUCAAUUUGUAGUGAGUGUUAUAGUAUUUCUAGCUGUUCUCAUAUACCCCCCACAUACAAUCCAAAUAAUAAUUAGCUGGCCAAACAUUAUCAAUGGUCUCGAAAUUAUAAUUAGCCGAAAUUGCCAGAUGUCCAUCUUCAUGUAGCCUAAUAGUAGUGGGACUUCUAUUGCAUCCACUUCAUCUGCAACAAAGAACGCGAACGCGAUAUCUGCCGUUGCUAGACGAGGCGAGCAGGCUAGUCAACCAAGAAGUGUCCGACUUUUUGACUCCUCCCCCGAAUGCAAUCGGCACCUCUCGUCCUGUUUUCGAGGCAAGCCGAAAGUCAUCUCAAACAAGCCUGUAUCAACAGACUGCAUAGUUCUGAUGUAGCACGCUAGGAUUGCUAGCCAGUCAAAAAAUGCAGACACACCCCAGGCAGGUUAAACUAUAAUGCAGUUUGUCAGCAGUCACACGUAGCAACUACUUUAAUGUCUUGGCUUUCAUGAUCUGUAUGUUUCAAUGUUAAUGUCAGUGUAAAAUAUAGUUUUGAAGCUUUUAAAUAGGCUAUUAGGCUAGAUGACAAGGUACUGGCAGCAGUGGAGUUUUGCGUUGUUUGAAGGCUCGGCAGCUUGUCACCUGCAGUCAUUCAAACACAUCAGCUGUUUUCAUUGCUCAUUUAUUUAGUUAUCAAUUUAUUUCAUUUCUUAUUUCACCAUCAGUUUAUGUACUUAACAGUCAUAUUUGGUCUUCCAAAUUACAGUUCCAUCACAAUCAAAUUGAGUUAGGAAAGGUACGGUUUUAAAUGAUAUAAAUGUCUCAAUUUUGCGGUACAAAAAUAAGCAGCUGACUGAUAGGCCUAUUUAAUAUGGGAUACUGUCAAUAGUUUGAAAUAAUCGCAACGUUCGUAGUUGGCUAAUCGAGUAAAGAUAGCCUACAUUCAUUGCCUCCCUUACGCGCUGUAGCCUCCAGCCCACCAUUGGCUUGCAUACCUUUCCCAGCCAUCCGUAACCGGCAAACAGUGCCAGUGAUUCCGUUGUAUCAUUGAGCACGUGCCUGUGAAAUUUAUUAAUCAAAAUGGUUUAUUCUAAAUCUCCUCUCGUUAUUAAUUAAUGUUGCUCAUUAAAACAUCGGAUUUAAUAACGGCUCUCCCCAGCAAUAGGCUAUGGCUAAUUCGCGAUAAUUCUAGUUUGGGUAAUGGUACUCAUUGUUUGGGGUAUAGGGCAUGAACAUCCAAGAAUUAACACGCCUGUUCGGUUUAGUUAGACUUUGGCAUAUACCUGCCUCCUACACCGAGGGUGGUUUCUGAGUCAGGCGGUUCGCUUGCUCAUUGGCUCGACGUCACUAACAUUUCUCGCUAUGAGAGAAAGGGCCGUGGAAUAGUUUAUCAAAGAAAUUCCCUCUGAGCGGAGCAGGCGGAGGGAAUGGGCCAGAUUCAGACAGCAGCAGCGGUGACAUUGACAUAACUGCCGGUGAAACAAGGGAAAUGUUGCAUUUUACGUUUGAUGUGCACCUGCAGGUCCUUCUGGGAGUGGGCCUGGCCGUCUUCUGCUUCUGCCUGAUCCUGGGCUGCGUUCUGUGCUGGCGGCGCGGGAAACCCCGCCCCCCCGAGGACAAAGAGGCGGCGAUGUCACUUCCUCCCCUGCCCGCCGAUCACGUGAACCUGGCCCUGAGCGGCUCCUCCCCCUUGGCCGUGACCGUCCCCGUCAAGCAGCAGUACGAGGAGCUGGAGGGGGACGUGCUCGAGUACCCCUCCCCCUACGGCUGCUCCUCCCCCUCCCCCUCCCCUCCCCCCUCCCCUUCUGAGGACGAUUUCGCCGCCCUGCCCAGCUCCCCGCGGCCCCGCGCGGCGUCCGAGCUCAACGAGCACCCGAAAUCCCACUUCCCCCUCCGCAGGCUCAGCACCCCCGCCGGCUCCUCCUACAAGCCGGCGGUCCACGGCCGGGCCUCCCUGCCCUCCCUGCCCAAGCUGGGCCUGGUGUCCAAGACGCGGCGGGCGCUGGAGCGGCGCUGCACGGUCACGGGCGACAGCUUCCUGGACGGCGAGCGCAGCCGGCUCCAGCCGAGCCCCGCCCCCGAGGGCUCGCCCUCCGCGCUCCGGUACGGCUCCGGCUCCUGCCGCAAGCCGCCGCUCCGCCUCCACUUCACCCUGCUCUUCUCGCCGGCGCGCGGCACGCUCACCGUCGCCGUCCUCGGCCUGCUGGGGGCCUCCCGCCGGCUGGGCGGGGUCUUCGUGCGCGCCUCCCUGCCCCCGCUCUGCCCCGCCCCCCUGCAGUCCGCCGCCCGGAGGCGGAGCCUCAGCCCCGAGUUCCAGAGCCAGACCUUCGUGCUGCAGGUGGGCUCGGUGGAGCAGCUCCGCGGCUGCGCGCUGCAGCUGGCCGUCUUCGCCCGCGACUUCUCCGGCCUGCGGGAGGCGCCGCUGGGAGACCUGGAGCUGCCCUGCGGGGAGAUAGACUGGGAGCCUGACUACGCCAUUUCUUUCACCAAGGAGCUCAGGCCAGCCAAGUACAAGCUGAGAAAGAGCCUGAGCUCCGUGGAUGCGUUGAGUCGGAAGGAGCCCGUCUGCAUGCCCCGGGUCCUGGGCCAGCUCUUCGUCCUGCUGCAGUAUCAGACGUUGGCCCAUCGCAUCAAGGUCAUGGUCCGCAAGGCCGAGAACCUGGCCAAGCUCACCAGAAUGCCCGGGGCACCAGACCACUAUGUGGUGAUAAACCUGCGUAAGAAGGGCGUGGUGAUUGGCACCAAGGAGACGAAGGGAGCCGGCGGGUACAAUGCCGUGUGGAACGCCCCUUUCUUGUUUGACCUACCACCUGGGGAUGUCAAUCAACUGCCCCUUGUCUUGGAGUUCAUUGUCAUGCAGGGGCGGAUUUACACGAAGGGCAGCGUUCUGGGCCGCGUCCUGAUUGGCCGCGAGGCUCCAGAGACAGGGCAGACACACUGGAAGGACAUGUGCAGCCGGGGGCAGGUGGAGACAGCCCGCUGGCACGCCAUCCAGCCCGACUCACCUUAGAGCAGAAGGGAUAUCCUUGGACCCGUAGCUCCACCCACCAGAUUCAAAACCCCUCCCCCUACUCUUAAUAAUCUCUCCUUUCCCACAUAGGGAACCCUGAGCCAAAAGGGCGGGGGCUGGGGCAGGGCCGUGGAGAGGGCAAGGGGGCUGUGUCCUCUCCCACAGCGGGCCUGACCCCCCUAAAGCCAGACCCAGCCCUGAAGGUCCUGCCCGGUGAUCUCACAUCUAGAGACCUGCUGGCACGCAGAGGCCUGACAGUGUGCCAGGAAGCCAGGGGUACUCAGGUGAGGGACGCUGGUUGGAGGCAUGGGUGAUGCUCCGUAUCACACAGACCCACAGUGGUGUCUGCACUGUUGUGUCAUUGGGAGUCAGACAGAGCCAACGCUUCAGUCCAGCUGUUGCAGCCCCAUUAUGUGUUUCACAUUGUGUACAUGAGUACAUACUUUUUAGGCAUGCUCUACAAACACACACACACACACACACCUUUCGAGACAGUUUUCCUUCCACCAAGGAAGGAAAACAAUAUCCUCCAAGAGAAAGAACAGUUCCUGGGGGUCUGUUCCCUUCUCGUGGGCUGCAGUGUUAUCCAAACAAUCUGUUGACAGUCAUAGUCUUUAUAACUUUGUGAAGUGGAGUUUUUAGGUUGUGUUUUAUUGAGGUUCUCUAGCACUUGAGUGAUUUUAAAGAUUUGCACUUUGUUUUUCCCCCAAACAAUUGAAUUGUUCAUAAACAAUCAUCUUCAUAUCUCAUCUUCCAUCAUACUCUCCUUAUGGAGUCACAUCCUAAAACCCACAGGGUUGUCUAUCACAGUGGCAUGCAAAUGUUUUGGCGCCCCUACUAAAAUUUGUUUUGAAAAGAAGUUAACACAACCUCUGCAGGGAGCGAACCUUAACAUGACAUUUCUGUAAAUUGUAACGCACAAUUCAUUUUAAUCUGCUGAAUUCAACAGACAAAAUGAAAUGCUAAAUGUGGCAUAUGCAGAAAUUUGGCCACCUUGUCAGUCAGUUCUUUGUCAUGUCUGCUUUGGCAGAAAUCACAACUUCCAGUCAAGUUGGGUGUCAAUGAUCCUGAGUUGUGAAAGGCAACUUGAAAAAAAUCUGUGCGGAAAGUUUGUGCGCCCCCCUGCGGCCUGGAGUGUUAUAAAUAGAAGGACGCGGAGUUCGUAUUGAGUACACUGACAACAGUAUUUGGCAGCAUGUUCGCCUGUUCGUUCUAUUUAGAAAUGUUUAGGUUUAGGGUAUGGGUUAGGGAUAGGGUUAGUUGUUUGGAGUAUGCUGCAUUCCUUAGUCCACAGCACUUUGUUACAAAAAGUCUCUGGCUUACCAAAGUGUUGUGUUGCAUACUAUAGAAUGACUUUGAGAUGAGAUUGCAGGAAAUCUAUGGUUCUGACAACUCUUCCAUACAAAUCAUGUUUAUGAAAUUUUUGUGCACAGUGGACCAGUACAGCUCUACUCCAGUGUCACUAGGCCUUUGUGCAGGUCCUUUGCAAUGAAAUGUGUAUUUCGCUUUGCUUAGCUGACUGGUCUAUGAGUAUUUCUAUCAGAAAAUUAUCUUUGUCUUCCAGAUGUUGCCUUGACAUCAGCAGUUCCCCUAAACUUCCAUUUCUAAAUUAUGUUUCUGACAGUGAAAAAAAGUGUUUAAAUAUCUUCUUAUAGCCUUCUCUUAUUUUUAAGAGUCAAGCAUCGUCAUUUUCAAGUCCUCUGUCGGCUGCUUGGAGGAGCCUGUGGUUGUUGAAAGUAAGCACAACACCCUGAGAGGUUAGAAAGGUCAGUAAGUAGAGUAUUUAUGAAGCUCUGGAAUCGUCUUCAGAUGGCUUAAUUUAAGGCCUAACAAGCCAAUCAAGUUUUGAGACCUUGAAAAUAUUAUGGAUGGAUCAUAUUGAAAAGGGUCCCUAAUCCCUUUUGAUUGAUCCAUCAUAUUAUAUGAUGGAUCAAUCGAAAGCGUCCCUAAACUUUUGCAUGUGCCACAUGUACCGUUUUAUUUCUUUCAAACUGCUAAAUUCCGGAAAUAAAUAGCAAUUGUGUGUUAAAAAAUAC
Messenger RNA from Anguilla rostrata (American eel), 5447 nucleotides. Its product is annotated as synaptotagmin-5. Gene Ontology annotation, biological process: calcium ion-regulated exocytosis of neurotransmitter; vesicle fusion; regulation of calcium ion-dependent exocytosis. The record is from RefSeq and is a predicted model, not a curated record. Bases 1891 to 3411 code for a protein of 506 amino acids. The transcript has 5 exons. Gene Ontology annotation, molecular function: calcium ion binding; calcium-dependent phospholipid binding; phosphatidylserine binding. NCBI's taxonomy places the organism in Eukaryota, Metazoa, Chordata, Actinopteri, Anguilliformes, Anguillidae. Gene Ontology annotation, cellular component: synapse; exocytic vesicle; axon.